Molecule: messenger RNA, 1410 nt
Organism: Saccostrea cuccullata (small rock oyster)
Lineage: Eukaryota; Metazoa; Mollusca; Bivalvia; Ostreida; Ostreidae
Exons: 2
Coding region: 61-1353 (430 amino acids)
Source: RefSeq, a predicted model, not a curated record
UACUUGCUGGUAUACAUAGAGAUUAACUAUUAUUGUGCAACUAACCUCUGGCCUACAAGCAUGCUGAUUGUCCGCUUGUCUCUGCCUUUGUUCCUGUUCUUUCUUAUCUCCGAUCUUCAUGCUGACUUAGGAGAUGACGUCAAAAAGGCAUCAGAUGCUGUAAAAACAGGAAUCGCGGCUACCGAUGCCAUUACGAAAAUUGUAACGGGUGUGAAGGUGCUUGCGAAGUUUACUACAAUCAUGAGCAAGAUCGCUCCUUUUUUGGCAGCCAUUGGUCCACUCAUGGACAUAAUCACCUUGUUUCUUCCAAAACAAGAGGAUAAAACUCUGUCUUUAUUGAAAAAAGAAUUUUCGAGGGUGGAUUCCAAUUUCAGAAAUGUGGAAAGACUUUUUGGAAAAGUUACAAAUCUUAUCAAAGCAAAGUCAAUCAAUGCACAGUUUUCUGAAAUAGAACAGAACGUCAACGCUUUGUCGGAUCGGCUUCACAUGCUUAUGAAAGCCCCUAAAGAUGCAGUUGGAGGCCAGAAAGAUCGAUUUAUAACCUCCUUUAGAACCAGUUAUCUUAACGCAGCUAGAAAGAUAUACAAUGGGAUCAUGACCAAACAAUCUUUCACAGACAAUAUUCCAAUAACAGCAAUGGAAUACACAAAUAAUGAUCGCAAGAAGAUGCAGAAGGUAAUGGCUGGAUGUGUCGGGCUUCUUUUGACAGCCGUGAAGGUCAACCUAGCUUAUCUGAAGCUAACAAACAGAACAGCAAGCUACAAAAUGGAGCAAAAAGAAUGGGAAACCAACAUCAAGAACGUUCUACAGAAGGUAAAAGAAGUGGAUGAACAAGUUACUAGUAAUUAUGAAAGUCAGAAAUUCAAAGACAUGAAAGACCUUUCGGCACAGUACAAAGACGAUAAUCAUGAACAAUUCGCUAAGCGGUUGUACAAGUUUUACUCUGAGAAAUAUUACUGGAGGGAUUGGGUUGUCAUAGUCUACGACAAAAUGGAAGAAUCGUGGACUGGGCAGAACGGACAUACUUUUAAACUUUGUGGAGGGGACAAGUACUUGGAGAAAGAGAACAGAAAUAUUAUAACAUCAAGUGUACCAAAGGAAAAUAGCAAAAUUGACAUAAACUUUUAUAAGGGGAAAUUGGAUUCACUUACAACGGAGACAACGUUUCUUUAUAAUUUGAUACACAUCGCCUGGCCAGCGAGGUGGGUUUUACAUCAGAUGGCGAGGUUUAGCCGUGCUGAUGUGUGCAUGCGAGCUGUUGUAUCUGAUCGAAAGAAACCAUAUGUUGCAUCUGCCCCUGGUCGUCUUACAUCAAAAUGGAAGUAUUUUUACAACAUGUACAUAUUCGGAUAAAAGGCACAUUUUUAUACAAUUUAUUUUAAUAAUAUUCAAAUAAAGCAUAAUUGAAAU